Molecule: messenger RNA, 2042 nt
Organism: Neopelma chrysocephalum (saffron-crested tyrant-manakin)
Lineage: Eukaryota; Metazoa; Chordata; Aves; Passeriformes; Pipridae
Product: gastricsin-like
Exons: 10
Coding region: 851-2014 (387 amino acids)
Biological process (GO): proteolysis
Molecular function (GO): aspartic-type endopeptidase activity
Source: RefSeq, a predicted model, not a curated record
CAGGGCUGAGGAUAAAGCCACAGGGCUGGUCAGUCCCCACCUCCAACCCUCAUCCUGGGCACCGGGAAAACUCAUGUGGGAAGCCCCUGACCUUCCUUGCAGCUGGAAAAGGUUUACCAAAGUCCUGUGGUUUAAGUCCAAGUUGGAAUGUGAGGUGAGUCAUGACACCCAAAUGACCCCUAACCCCUGAAGCAGGGCUGUUCAGUCGGGUAAAACUGCACCAGAACUCUGGUGUGGCCGAAGGGGACGGGAAACACCCUCGGGCAGGGGAGGUUGGGUAACCCUGCUCCUUCCUGGGAUCCAGGCUCGUUUCUUAGAAGCUCUUUCUCGUUAUCAGAUGUAUUCACAGCUCUGUCAUUUCACCGGGGGAAGGACACAAACUGCUCUGUGCUUUGUGUCAAAAUAUUGACACAGGCUGAGUGCAGGGAGAGGAGAUUAAGUGGGUGCGGGCAGCAGGGAAGGGCUUCCCUCCUCCCCAUGGAUUGGGAGGUUUCUGGUGGAAAUGGGGCAGUGGCAGGAGGGGACAGGCGAGGGCUGACCACAUCCCUGACCACAUCCCUGCUGAUCUUUGCUCUUCCCUUUGCUCCCUGCAGGAUCUGUCCAAGCCGAGGCAGAUCCACCAAGAUGCGAUGGAGGAGGAAGGGAUGCUGAGGGGUUUCCUGAGCUGCUGCAGGCUCCAAACAUCAUUCCAUGACUUGGAUGGGAAUGGGGGCCCCUGUCAGCAGGGACUGGGGGCUCUGCAGGCACCUGCAGCAGGGGACAGCAGGGCUGCUCCUGCCCAUCCCCGGAACGCCAGCAGCAGGAAUUUCCAUCCGCUCUAAAGGGAGCUGCCACGGAGCCACCAGGGACCAUGUGGGGGCUGGCGCUGGCCCUGCUCUGCCUCCCGCUCGGGGAGGGGACGCUCAGGAUCCCCCUGAGGAGGGGCAGGUCCAUCCGGGAGCUGAUGAGAGAGAAGGGGCUGCCCGAGGGUUUCCUGAACAACCUCAGAGGGGACCCGGGGAGGAAAUACCAGCUUGGUGGUGCUGUGGCUUAUGAACCUCUCAUGAACUACCUGGAUACCUUCUACUUUGGGGAGGUUGGCAUCGGGACCCCUCCCCAGCAUUUCCUGGUGAUCUUCGACACCGGCUCUUCCAACCUGUGGGUUCCCUCCACCUACUGCCAGAGUCCAGCCUGUGAGGAUCACAACAGGUUCAACCACAGCCUGUCAUCCACCUUCCUGGGCAUGGACGUGACCUACACCCUGAGAUACGGGUUCGGGGACCUGUUGGUGGUGCUGGGGUAUGACACGGUGACAAUCCAGAACAUCGUCAUCAGGAACCAGGAGUUUGGCCUGAGCCUGUAUGAGCCCAGCAGACCCUUUUACUACCUGGAUUUUGAUGGGAUUUUGGGCAUGGCUUACCCAGGCGUUGCCAUCAGUGGUUUCAACACACUGAUGCAGAACAUGCUGCAGCAGAACCAGCUCAGUGAACCCAUCUUCAGCUUCUACUUCUCCCGCAACCCAACAUACAGUUACGGUGGGGAAGUCAUCCUGGGGGGGGUUGACCCCCAGCUGUACUCCGGGGAAGUUUUAUGGACUCCUGUGGUCCAGGAAUUGUACUGGAAGAUCAGCAUCGAGGAGUUCUCCAUUGGGUAUUCGGUCACCAGCUGGUGCAGCCAAGGCUGUCAUGGCAUUGUGGACACUGGGACGUUCCUGCUGACCAUCCCAGGGCAGUUCAUGGCAGCCCUGCUGCAGGCGCUGGGCGCAGAGGAGAGCGACUAUGGGUUCCUCGUUGACUGCAGCAGUGUCCCAGACAUGCCCACCCUCUACUUUGCCAUCAGUGGGGCCUGGUUGUCGCUGCCUCCCACUGUCUAUGUCCUAGAGAACAAUGGCAUCUGCACCGUGGGGGUCGAGAGCACUUAUGUGCCCUCUGCCACUGGCCAGCCCCUCUGGAUCCUCGGCAACCUCUUCCUCAGGCAGUAUUACUCCAUCUUCGACAUGGCCAACAACAGGGUUGGCUUUGCCCUGGCAACUUAGGGAUGCUGAGCAUCACCCGUGGCAGAAU